Thalassophryne amazonica is the source of this 1034-nucleotide messenger RNA. It is a transcript of the gene dmrt1, whose product is annotated as doublesex and mab-3 related transcription factor 1. The coding region runs from base 118 to 993 and encodes 291 amino acids. NCBI's taxonomy places the organism in Eukaryota, Metazoa, Chordata, Actinopteri, Batrachoidiformes, Batrachoididae. Gene Ontology annotation, molecular function: RNA polymerase II cis-regulatory region sequence-specific DNA binding; DNA-binding transcription factor activity, RNA polymerase II-specific. Gene Ontology annotation, cellular component: nucleus. Gene Ontology annotation, biological process: sex differentiation; regulation of transcription by RNA polymerase II. The record is from RefSeq and is a predicted model, not a curated record. The transcript has 5 exons.
ACCAGCCACAGCUGGCCGAAUUCAGAAUUGUUAACUACAAGACACUAGCCAAAGUCUGACUCCUGUCUGUCUUUUUUUCUUUUCUUUUCCUUUUUUUGGGGGGUGGGAGGGUAGGCAAUGAGCAAGGACAAGCAGAAAACCAGUCCUCUGUCCCCAUACAAAGGCCAGAAACCUCCCAAGAUGCCCAAGUGUUCCCGUUGCAGGAACCAUGGCUACAUGUCUCCACUUAAGGGACACAAACGCUUCUGUAACUGGAGGGACUGUCAGUGUCCAAAAUGCAAACUGACUGCAGAGAGACAGCGGGUCAUGGCGGCGCAGGUCGCCUUGCGGCGGCAGCAGGCUUCAGAGGAGGAACUUGGGAUUUGUAUUCCAGUACCUCUUUCCAGCUCAGAUGUGAUGGUGAAGAAUGAAUCGGGUACAGACUGCUUGUACUCUGUGGAGGGGGAAUCCCCCACACCUACCAGUACCACCACACCAUCACUUGGAGUCACAGGGGGUCGCUCAGCGUUGUCCUCCAGUCCGUCCCCUGGUGCCAGAGCUCACAUUGAUGGCAUGUCUGACCUGCGGUUGGAACCUUCCUACUGCAACUUCUACCAGCCUUCUCUCUACUCCACCUACUAUGGAAACCCCUAUAACUAUCAGCAAUACCAGCAGAUGCCUCAUGGUGAUGGUCGCCUGUCUACCCACAGCAUGUCAUCUCAGUUUCGAAUGCAUUCAUACUACCCACCACCCACCUACCUGGCUCAAGGCUUGAGCUCAACUUCCUUCAGCAGCAGCAACAACAACAACAACAACAACAACAACAGCUUCUGCUCUGAGACUGUGGCAGCCUCCUUCUCCCCCAGCAGCCUCACUGCUGCCCACGACUCCACCAUGGGCUGUCACUCCAUCAACUCCUUGGUUAACUGCGAUGUCAAGGCUGAGUGUGAGGCCGGCAGCGAGUCGACAAACUCCUCCGUCGCGUCCAUCGUCGCAGGUCACAGUGCCAAAUGAAGGCGCAAAGGUCAACAAGACAAUAUAAACCAAAAACCAAU